AUGUCGGACAGGGGGUCGAUGGAAGACGGAUUGGCUGUUGAAGCGGCCAAUAACAACCAUGUAAAACUUUCCGAAGCUCAACUUGUACAUAGUGAAUUUGGAGCUCCGCUGGAUGAAUGUUAUAGAUUAGCUAUCAAAUUUUACAAAGAGAAAGAGAAGGCUGGCAAUUUGUCUAUUUCCUACGAUGAUCGAGUGAUGCUGAUGGCAUUGAGCAAGCAGGUACGGCUGGGACCAUUCGCAGAUAAUUCCGACUCUGCCGGCUUCUUCGACCUGCUGGGCAAUGACAUUGCGAAAGCCUGGCGGGAUCUUGGACAACGAUCUCGUGACGAUUCCAUGGCGAGCUUUAUUUUUUUGAUGGACCGUGUAUGUCCACCUUUUAAAAACUUCAUCGCUGAUCAUUUGGAGCCGACAGCGGAAAGCUCCGAGUUGCGACAACUGGACGCGAGCGCACCACAGGAGCAUCACGUCAAUUGGGAAGUGUUUGAAGCGCAGAAGAAGCAGAUCCAAGAAGCUCUGAACGCUCAAACCUUUCACCAAUUCAGCGCGUACGCUCAGCAGCAAUUUCCUGGCCAACCAGAACAGCAAUCUGCUUUGAUUCGACAGCUUCAAGAACAACACUACCAGCAAUACAUGUCGCAGGUGUAUGCCCAACAAGCCGAGGCGGCCGUACCUGAAAGUGAACGACGUGGUCCACAAUCUGCGGCUGAACUAGCAGAGGAUCAACGUGCUCAAGAUGACGAUAGCGACGUGAGCGACGAAGAGCCAGGAGACGACCUUCCCUCGAAUCCUGAAAUUGCUCCUGCUUCGCUGUGGAAUCGCAAAGAUAUCGUAGAGUUUAAGAAUACCAUCAAAAAGGAAGGUAGUGAGGGGAUUAUCAAGGUUGGACACGGAGAGACGGUUACGGUACGCGUUCCCACUCACGAAGAGGGUACAUGUCUUUUCUGGGAGUUCGCCACCGACUAUUACGACAUCGGCUUUGGUGUGUACUUCGAGUGGACAAUUGCUGAUAGUAACCAGGUCUCGAUUCAUGUUAGCGAGUCCGAUGAAGAGGAUGAGUACGACGAGACAAACGGUGAAGGAGGCGAGGGGGAAACACCUGCUAUUCCAGGAAACCCAGCAGUUGGAGAUGUUGAGAGUGGCGGCGGACCACACAGACGUAUUCGUGAUCCAAACAAGCCAAGGCAAGAUGAGAUCAUCCCUGUAUACAGGAGAGAUUGUCAUGAGGAGGUGUACGCUGGAAGCCAUAGCUAUCCUGGAAGAGGCGUUUAUCUUCUGAAAUUCGACAAUUCAUACUCACUUUGGCGAUCAAAGACACUGUACUACCGUGUUUACUACAGCAAAUGA
Molecule: messenger RNA, 1344 nt
Organism: Necator americanus (New World hookworm)
Lineage: Eukaryota; Metazoa; Nematoda; Chromadorea; Rhabditida; Ancylostomatidae
Exons: 14
Coding region: 1-1344 (447 amino acids)
Cellular component (GO): Golgi membrane
Molecular function (GO): fatty-acyl-CoA binding
Source: RefSeq, a predicted model, not a curated record